Messenger RNA from Dendronephthya gigantea, 2912 nucleotides. RefSeq names its product UDP-N-acetylenolpyruvoylglucosamine reductase-like. Bases 353 to 1372 code for a protein of 339 amino acids. Gene Ontology annotation, molecular function: FAD binding; UDP-N-acetylmuramate dehydrogenase activity. The record is from RefSeq and is a predicted model, not a curated record. Gene Ontology annotation, biological process: cell wall organization. NCBI's taxonomy places the organism in Eukaryota, Metazoa, Cnidaria, Anthozoa, Malacalcyonacea, Nephtheidae. The transcript is spliced from 2 exons. Gene Ontology annotation, cellular component: cytosol.
UAUGGACAUAUAGUAACUGGUAACAUUGCCAUUGGUGAAGUUUUCACUUCAAAUACGAGAUCACUCUCUUCCUGUGCUCAGCAGAGGCGCAGCAGAUCGAGGCUUUUUCUGUAUCCCUGUAACCACUGCCUGUAACCUGUAACCUAAUCCCCAGGUUCUUCUGGCGAGGUUAGCGAACUUAGGCUUAGCUUUUGUCCAGUAUGCCCUCUGUGCUUCGGUGAAGUGUUAAAAUGACUGUCUACAUCGAAUUUCCAUGCGUGAAAACUUGAACAGGUGGACAAAAAAACAUUUUACCUGAGAUUAGAAGAGUAAUUAGCAUUUAAAUAUCAGGAACAAAAGAAUUGUUUGCAUAAUGGAGAUUCUAAAAAUGUACUCGCUGAAAGAAUUGAAUACCUUUGGGGUGGAUGUGAAUGCUAAAUUCUUUUCAGUUUUUAAAUCAUCACAAGAAUUAAUUCAAUUGUUGGAUCAAGUCACCGUGGACGAUAAUUUUGUAAUUCUAGGUGAAGGAAGUAACAUUCUUUUUACUCAUGAUUACGAAGGGUAUGUUUUCAAAAAUAACAUUAAAGGAAUAGAAACAGUCGAUGAGAGUGAAGAUGAAAUAGUUUUGAAAAUUGGUGGAGGAGAAGUAUGGAAUGAAUUUGUACUUUAUUGCAUUGAUAAUGAUUUUGGAGGAGUAGAAAAUAUGUCAUUAAUACCUGGAACAGUAGGAGCAGCUCCUAUCCAGAAUGUAGGUGCUUAUGGAGUAGAACAAAAAGAUGUGUUUGAAAAGCUAGAAGCUUUAAACAUAACAACAAAGAAAGUAGAAGAGUUUGUUGCAGAUCAAUGUGAUUUUAGUUAUAGAGAUAGUUACUUUAAAGGCUCUGGGAAAGGACGUUAUGUGAUUACAAGCGUAUUCUAUAGAUUAUCUAAAAAGAAUCAUAAGCUAAAUACUUCUUAUGGCUCCAUUGAAGAUCAGUUGUCUCAAAAUAAUGUGAAAGUCCCUACAAUUAAAGACAUCUCAAAGGCAGUAAUUCAGAUUAGGCAAUCUCGAUUGCCCAAUCCUGCGGAAAUUGGAAAUGCGGGUUCAUUUUUUAAAAAUCCAAUUAUUUCCAUUGCGAAGUUUGAAAAGGCUAAAGAGAAAUAUCCUGAAAUGAUAUCCCGCUCCGUUGACGACACCAAUGUCUUAGUUCCUGCAGGAUGGUUGAUAGAGAAGGCAGGAUGGAAAGGAACUACCUUUGAAGAGAAAUAUGGCGUUUACAAACGCCACGCCUUAGUAUUGGUAAAUUAUGGUGGUGCAAGUGGAAAAGCUAUUCAAGAGUUGGCAUAUAAAAUUAUGCGAGAUGUAGAAUUAAAAUUUGGGAUUCAGUUAGAAGCAGAAGUUAAUAUUUUAUGAGAUGUUUUGAGAGAAAUUCAUUUUUAGCACAGCGCCAGCUUCUGCAGGUGUCCUCUCCACUGCGCUGAAAUUAAUUGUUCCGUUUUAAUUAUACGCAAAAAAUUUUUCAUUUUUAAAAAAUGUAAUUUCAUACAAAAACUGAUCACACCUCAUAUAGAUACAACCUUUUUGUUCCCAUUCAUGUAAUUUCUUUAUUGAUAUUCUUGUUGAAUAUACGUUUAAUUAUAAUAUUCUGUUUACUUUACACGCUCGUAUAUAUGUAUAGUAAAUUAUUACAAAAAAAAAUCAUCAUUCUUGAAACAAGAUUAAUAUAAAUGCCAGGGCGGUACAUCGUAUACAGUUCGAAAAAUUCAUGUUCACACCAACGACCACUGAAAACCAGACAAAACCUGUAAGGUUGUAUCCAACAGUUCACACAGUAUGUACUUACUGAACAAAAGUAUUAUCUUAACAUGUUUUAUUAUAAGCCUUGUAAAUAAAGUAAAAUUUUAUUGAACAUCCACUGUCUGUAACAGUAUAACGCUUUCAUAUUUAUCGAUGUCGUAUGAACAUGCGGUUACAAAUAUGUGAACUCAUCUGUAGCAUUCUCGAGUGGAAUAGCCUCUUCCUCUUCGUGCUUUGCUUGAUCCACGGCAGAUGGAGGAGAUUCAAUCCCAUAGUCCGAACUAAGAAGAUCUUUGCGUGAAAGAUGUUCAACAAUAGCCGCUCCCAAAGAAUCACCCCAAACAUUAACAGCAGUCCGAAUGCGGUCCCUAAAGAAACGUUUUGCAAAUACUUAUAAAGCUGACAAUAUCCAUACCAAUUGAUAUUCAGAAUGAUAGACUUUCUCGUUUGCAAGCAAUCUGUUCAGGCGAAUUAAAAACUUACAGAAACCAAUCCACUGCAACAAUCAGAGCAAUGUCAUCUGCCGGAAGACCAACUGCUUGCAACACCAGAAUCAUAGUAACAAGGCCAGCGGAUGGUAUACCAGCAGCUCCAAUAGACGCAAUUGUUGCUGUUAUACUUAAUGAGAAAAAGUAGAUAUCAACAACAAUACGGGCUACAGCAUGUUAACCAAUACCUUAUGGGUACUACUUACAGCUAUAUAAAAUGAUAUACAUGCAGUAUUAUAUAAUGCUUUUCCAAAAAAGAAAACUCUCCUGUACAAAAUGUGCCGUUUUGAAGGUCAGAUCAAUUUUAAUCCAGUCUAUAGCUACCCCCAUAUACCUGGUAGACACAUCGGAACAUAUGAAACAACACAUAUACAUGAGCAAUCGAGUACUAACCACACAAGAAGUGUCUUUCCAAAAUCAAUCGAGCCACCAUAAUGGCGCUGAGCUAUAAAUAUUGGCGCUACAGCUUCGUAAAGAGCCGUUCCAUCCAUAUUGACGGUCGCUCCAAUAGGAAUCACGAACUGUGCAACUCGUGAAUCGAUGUUGUUUUUGUGUUCAAGACAUCUUAGGGUUUCCGGCAUCGUUGCAGCGCUGUGGGAAAAUACCGUGUUAAGUGAAGUAUUGUUGACCCUGAUAUUGUUGAUCAUGUCAUGAUUAGUCACGAUAUG